AUGACCGUGUUACAGUAUGAGGAGCGUUUCAUUGCUUUGUCUCGGUUUGCCCCUGAGUUGGUGGCCAUAGAAAAGUUGAAGGUUGAUCAGUUUAUCAAUGGUCUCCUACCUGUAUAUAGAGAUUGGUUGGCGCCUCACGAUUAUCCGACUUUUAAGUUAGCAGUGGAGGCUGCUAUGAGGUGUGAGGCUAGAUAUCUGGACGGUUCCCGACCUUUGGAGAUUGGCGGUCCCAGUCAGGGGCCAUCUAAGAGAAUUGCCUCCAGUUCGGGUUCUGCAUGUCAUCAAGCAGUAGACCGAGCAGUUCAGAUUCUAGCUCUCGUCAGCGCUUCAGGGGACUCUUCAGGAGGCCUGGGCAGACAGGUAGGAGACAGUUCAGGGGUGGCACUGCUAGUUGCAGUGGAGGCUUUGGUAGACAGGCGAUUCCGAGAGACUAUCCCCAGUGUGCUACUUGUGGUAGACACCAUGCGGGCCCGUGUCAGGCAGGUGUGGGGACUUAUUACCAGUGUGGCCAGUGGGGUCACUACAGGAGAGAAUGCCCUCAAAGGAGUUUGCUUAGAGGCGGACUUGAUUCCAUUUGAGUUAGUGGAGUUUGAUGUAAUCCUAGGGAUGGAUUUCCUUCGGAUGCAUCAUGCCUUAGUGGAUUGCUUUUGUAGUACUAUAUUAUUUCGGAGUCCGGGUAAGCCAGUUGUCACCUUUUAUGGUGAACGGGAGGUUCUCCCAUCUUGCAUAAUCUCAGCUUUAACUGCUAAGAAGAUGUUGAGUAAGGGUUGCCAAGCUUAUUUGGCACAUGUGGUGAAUUCAAAUGCCGAAGUUAUGGAUCUCAGCCAAAUUCCUAUUGCUGGUGACUAUCCAGAUGUAUUUCCAGAAGAAUUGCCUGGAUUGCCCCCGGUGCGAGAGAUAGACUUUACCAUUGAUUUACUUCCAGGUACGACACCCAUCUCUCAAGCACCUUAUAGAAUGGCACCGGCAGAAGUGAAGGAGUUGUAUAUACAGUUGCAGGAGUUAACGGAUAAAGGGUUUAUACAACCUAGUGUAUCUCCCUGGGGUGCACCUGUGUUGUUUGUGAAGAAGAAAGACGGUACUUUGAGGCUUUGUAUUGAUUACCGGAAACUAAACAGGGUGACUAUAAGGAAUAAAUAUCCCUUGCCCCGCAUUGAUGAUUUGUUUGACCAGUUGAGGGGUGCUAAAGUUUUCUCAAAGAUUGAUUUGAGGUCUGGUUAUCAUCAGUUACGGAUUAAAGAGGAGGAUGUAGCCAAAACUGCUUUUCGAUCACGUUAUGGUCAUUAUGAGUUUCUUGUUAUGCCUUUUGGGUUGACUAAUGCACCCGCUGCUUUUAUGGAUCUCAUGAACAGGGUGUUUCGCCCGUGUCUUGACCGCUUUGUGAUUGUGUUCAUUGAUGACAUACUGGUUUAUUCUAAAAGUGAGGAGUUACAUGCUGAGCACUUGAAUAUUGUGUUGGAGACUCUACGGCUACUCCAAUUGUAUGCUAAAUUCAGUAAGUGUGAGUUUUGGCUUGACCAAGUGACAUUCUUGGGUCACGUCAUUACAGCUGCUGGUGUUAGUGUUGAUCCCCAAAAAGUAGAAGCAGUGUUGAAUUGGGAAAGACCUACCAAUGUAACGGAAAUUCGUAGUUUCUUGGGUCUUGCUGGUUACUAUCGACGUUUUGUGCAAAACUUUUCUAGAAUUGCCGCUCCUCUUACUAAGUUAACGAGAAAGGGUGUCAGAUUUGUUUGGUCUAAAAAUUGUGAGCGGAGCUUCCAAGAACUUAAGAGUCGGCUGACUAGUGCUCCAAUUCUAUCCUUACCUGAUGAUAGUGGGGAGUAUGUAAUUUACAGCGAUGCCUCUAGACAAGGCUUAGGCUGUGUUCUAAUGCAGCAUGGUAAUGUGAUUGCUUAUGCUUCUAGACAGUUGAAGCCACAUGAGUUGAAUUAUCCCACACAUGAUUUAGAGUUGGCAGCUAUUGUACUUGCUCUUAAGCUAUGGAGGCAUUAUCUGUAUGGAGCCAGAUGUCAGAUUUUCACUGACCAUAAGAGCCACAAGUAUGUGUUUACACAACCGAAUUUAAAUUUAAGACAACGAAGAUGGAUGGAAUUGAUUGAAGAUUAUGAUUGUACCAUUGAGUAUCACCCCGGUAAAGCGAAUGUGGUGGCGGAUGCACUUAGUAGGAAUCCAUCCGUGACCUUGUCAUAUUUAAGGGCCACUCGAGUGUCAGAGUUGAGGUCUACAGGGGUUGAGUUAUCGGUUGAUGAGGUUGGUACUCUGAGACUUUGUGUUCCUAACGUUGAAGCACUUAAACGAGAAAUACUUGAUGAAGCUCAUAACUCCGCGUAUGCCCUGCAUCCUGGUGGUACAAAAAUGUAUCGGACUCUCAAAGAGUACUAUUGGUGGCCAAACAUGAAAAGAGAAAUUGCAGCUUUUGUGAGUAAAUGCCUUGUGUGCCAGCAAGUGAAAGCGGAAAGGCAAAAACCGUCGGGAUUGUUGCAACCUUUGCCCAUCCCGAAAUGGAAAUGGGAACAUCUCACCAUGGAUUUUAUUUACAAGUUACCUCGUACGCAGGAUGGUAAGGAUGGUAUUUGGGUGAUUGUGGAUCGACUCACCAAAUCAGCUCAUUUUUUGGCAGUAAAGGAAACCUUUAGUUUGGACAAAUUGGCAAAGUUGUAUGUGGACGAAAUUGUAAAGCUUCAUGGUGUUCCCGAGUCCAUUAGACUCAAGACGGCUCAAAGCAGACAGAAAAGCUACGCAGAUAAACACAGGAAGCAUCUUGAAUUUCAAGUUGGUGAUUGGGUAUUUUUGAAGUUAUCUCCUUGGAAGGGUGUGGUAAGGUUUGGUAAACGAGGGAAACUAAGCCCAAGGUAUAUGGGUCCCUAUGAGAUUGUGGAACGAAUUGGUCUUGUCGCUUAUCGCUCGGCUUUACCUCCACAACUAUCUCGAGUACAUGAUGUCUUCCAUGUCUCCAUGCUUCGCAAGUACAUCACUGAUCCUUCACAUGUGUUACCAGCUCAACCCAUUACACUUACAGAAGAUCUAACAUAUGAAGAAGAACCAGUACAGAUCCUUGAUCGUCGUGAGCAAGUACUCCGAAGUAAGGUUAUACCUUUGGUUAAAGUAUUGUGGAGGAAUCACCUAAUUGAAGAAGAUACUUGGGAACCAGAGGAUCAAAUCUUGUGUUGGCCGGUGGAGGAAGAUUUGAAGGUGUUUGGGGACGUGAACAGUAGUGUGAACAGUUCCAUCCGAGUUCUUGAGUUUGGGUUUGGAAUUCCGGCUUUUUCUGCUUGUGAUUGUAGGGAAAAUCAAAUGGCUAAAGGAUUAACCCAGUCUAUUAAGGACCUUGCGUCCUCAUUGUGCCUGAGACUUCCCAUUUUCCAUGGCUUUAAUGUUGAAGACCCUAAUAAGCACUUGAAGGAGUUUCUAUUUGUUUGCUCAUGUAUGACGCCUCAAGAGGUUGAUGAAGACAUCUUCAAGUUAAAGGCAUUCCCAUUUUCUCUGGAGGAUCGUGCAAAGGAUUGGUUGUAUGAGCUGCCUAAAGGACAUAUUACAUCUUGGAAUGGAUUAAUGGAAGCAUUUUUGGAAACGUAUUUUCCCACUUCACGUGUGAUCAUGCUUAGGAAGAAAAUCACAGGAAUUGCUCAAGAUGUGCAUGAGACUUAUCCAGCUUAUUAUGAGAGGUUCAAGGCCUUGUUAUCACAAUGUCCACAACAUAACUUCAAGGACGAGAAUCUCCUCCAAUUCUUCUAUGAAGGACUCACCCAUUUGGAUAGACAAAUGUUAGAUGCUGCAAGUGGUGGGGCCUUUGUAGACAAAAUGCCAUCAGAGGGAAUGAAAUUGAUUGCCAAUCGUGCUUUAAAUGCUCAACAAUAUGAAGGCCUUGGUAAUUCAACGCAGAGGGUAAGUGAGGUACUUAGCAUUCAUGGACAACCAAUCUCCCGAACUUGGGAAGAUUGCAACGUUAUUGGUGACUAUGUUCAACAAGGCUUUUAUAAGCCUCAGGUUUUUCAGAACUUUGUUUCUUCCAAUUUUGACUCGAUUUCUAACCCUAGCUAUGAUAAGAUGUUUGAAGCUUUAGCAAGUUCUACUCAAGCACUUGUGGACAGUCGUAAGGACAUCUUGGAAUUGAAGGAACAAAUAGGUUAA
Molecule: messenger RNA, 4131 nt
Organism: Rosa chinensis
Lineage: Eukaryota; Viridiplantae; Streptophyta; Magnoliopsida; Rosales; Rosaceae
Exons: 8
Coding region: 1-4131 (1376 amino acids)
Molecular function (GO): nucleic acid binding
Source: RefSeq, a predicted model, not a curated record